This is a messenger RNA of Nyctereutes procyonoides (raccoon dog), 3516 nucleotides long. RefSeq names its product nucleophosmin 1 (gene NPM1). Gene Ontology annotation, biological process: ribosomal small subunit export from nucleus; ribosomal large subunit biogenesis; chromatin remodeling. Gene Ontology annotation, molecular function: chromatin binding; RNA binding; histone binding. NCBI's taxonomy places the organism in Eukaryota, Metazoa, Chordata, Mammalia, Carnivora, Canidae. The transcript is spliced from 10 exons. The record is from RefSeq and is a predicted model, not a curated record. Gene Ontology annotation, cellular component: ribonucleoprotein complex; nucleolus; nucleoplasm. Bases 117 to 998 code for a protein of 293 amino acids.
GCAGGGAGCCCGCGUCCUUUCCCUGCUGUGAUUCCGUCCUGCGCGGCUGUUCUGAGGAGCAGUAGUCGUGUGUCUCCGUCCGCCUUCUCUCCCACCUAAGUGCGUGCCACCGCCCCAUGGAAGAUUCGAUGGACAUGGACAUGAGCCCCCUGCGGCCCCAGAACUAUCUUUUUGGUUGUGAACUAAAGGCUGACAAAGAUUACCACUUUAAGGUGGAUAAUGAUGAAAAUGAGCACCAGUUAUCUUUAAGAACGGUAAGUUUGGGAGCUGGUGCAAAGGAUGAAUUGCACAUUGUUGAAGCAGAGGCAAUGAAUUAUGAAGGCAGUCCAAUUAAAGUCACUCUGGCAACUUUGAAAAUGUCUGUACAGCCAACGGUGUCCCUUGGGGGCUUUGAAAUAACACCACCUGUGGUCUUACGGUUGAAGUGUGGUUCCGGUCCUGUGCAUAUUAGUGGACAGCACUUAGUAGCUGUAGAGGAAGAUGCAGAGUCAGAAGAUGAAGAAGAAGAGGAUGUGAAACUUCUUAGUAUAUCUGGAAAGCGUUCUGCCCCUGGAAGUGGUAGCAAGGUUCCACAGAAAAAAGUAAAACUUGCUGCUGAUGAAGACGAUGAUGACGACGAUGAUGAUGACGACGAUGAUGAAGAUGAUGAUGAUGAUGAUUUUGAUGAUGAGGAAGCUGAAGAAAAGGCUCCAGUAAAGAAAUCUAUACGAGAUACUCCAGCCAAAAAUGCACAAAAAUCAAACCAGAAUGGAAAAGACUCAAAACCAUCAACACCAAGAACAAAAGGUCAAGAAUCUUUCAAAAAACAGGAAAAGACUCCCAAAACACCGAAAGGACCUAGUUCUGUAGAAGACAUUAAAGCAAAAAUGCAAGCAAGUAUAGAAAAAGGUGGUUCUCUUCCCAAAGUGGAAGCCAAGUUCAUCAAUUAUGUGAAGAAUUGCUUCCGGAUGACUGACCAAGAGGUAACUGAAUUUUUAGGAGAUGUGACUAAAUCCUAAUUUUUUGUGACUUAUUCAUGAUUUUUAGUUUAAGUGUUGGCUUCUUUUAAAAGGUUCCUAACCACAAAUAAUACUUCAGAUUAAAUACCUGGAAACUUGUAAGAAUUUGAGAAGAUAACACUAGUACAUUUUUCUCCGGUUUUUCUAUAAAAUUAUCUCUUGGUUACUGAAUUCACUUUACUUUUGGUACUCUGUUGGCAAGGAAGUCAUCUGAUUUCCUUGCUGCUCCAUUUGAGUACUUGUAGUCUGGACUUCUGCUUUCUUUUGAGUUGGCAGAGAAGACCAUUUUCUCUGUAGGUCUUACAGGAAGCACAUUUUGCUGAAAACAACCUGAGGUAUAAAAUCUGGAAGCAAGAAGCCAAAUUAUAGUAAAUAUUCAAAUAUUAGCUUGAGUCAGCUGUUGAAUUUUAUAUUUCUUAAAUGCUAUUUUCUCAAUAGAAAAAAAAUCAUUUACUUUUAUGGUCGUAUUUAUGGUUGCUGACUCAGAUUGUAAAGGAAAAUGUAAAAACAAGGUAAGGUUGCAAAGGCACCUUUGUAUAUGUAGAACAUUCUGUGUUAAAUGGUUUUUGUCAAGAAUACCUAUAACUUUUUUUCAGUAUGAGCUACUUUUCUGCCAGUUACCUAGUACUUACAUGACUUAAAUGGCAGCACUACUUUGGUCCAGUUUGAAGUGUUUCAGCACUGCUUACUAUUAUUGGGGAGUUCAGCCUUUAUUGAUAUGGCUGUGAGAUGAAAUUCAAUUUUACACUCUUCUGUAAGAGACUGUUCUGUUCUGUUUGUGUGUAUCAAACCCCAAAAUGCAAGUGUGAAUUCUGUGAAGUUUCUGAACAGUAGACAUUUGUUAAACAAAAAUCCUUGUGAAACCAGAGUACGCAAUUGUUGCAAUUGUUCUGUAUUGCAAAUAGUGGAAAGUAAGAUGUGAAUCUGCAUUUACUAACAAGGAAGUAUAAGACAAAUGAUUUCUCCCAGUUAGUGUCAAAGACCAUGGUAAAAUAAGAUCUGUGGUUAAGAAUUUAGGGAAAGAUAAUCAAAGUUGUGAAGGUAUUAGUCUUGCAGCUGAAAUGACUGAACUCAUUGCUAUCAGAAGUAUGUUCUGAGUCUAAAACUGAAAGCCUAUUUUCAAGUGCAAGGAUGAAAUACUAAGGAAUAGUUCAGUUUACUAUUACAGAUAUUCAAACUGUAAAUGCCUCAUGUUUUUUUGACAUACCCCUACAGAUAACAGGUCACAAUGUAUAAAAUUUUUCAUUGCUUAUGCAGUUUUUCUUGUGAAAACUGCUUAUGGGGAUUUGGCUAGUAAAAACCAAUUUAAAGUGGUUAACUAAUAAAAUAAAUUGAGACUGUCAUUUGAAGAAUGAUUCUUACAUGGAUGUUAAUACUAGCAUGAGAACAAGUUACAGAUUUCAUGUGUUAAAGGACAAAACAAGGAUGUUCUUUUUGUCAGUUGACAUUUUGAAUCCAUAGAUUUUUAUUUUAUUUAUUUUAUUUUUUUUAUUUAUGAUAGUCACACACACAGAGAGAGAGGCAGAGGGAGAAGCAGGCUCCAUGCACCGGGAGCCCGACAUGGGACUCGAUCCCGGGUCUCCAGGAUUGCGUCCUGGGCCAAAGGCAGGCGCUAAACCACUGUGCCACCCAGGGUUCCCUGAAUCCUUAGAUUUUAAGAAUGAAGAGCAGAUUAUGUCUUGGAAGAUGGGUGUUAAGUGCUUUAACAAAUCAGAUAAGAGCAAAUCUGAGUAGUUAAUCUGGGUUUAAGUAGUUUUUAGUAUGUGUUCCAUAAUCUUAGAUAAAUGUAUUUAACUGUGUGUUCUAUAUUUUUAUGUGCUAAAUCUGGCAGCUCUAAAGUAUAGGACAUUGAGGCAACAUUUGGCCAAACUGGCCUCACCUCUUCCAUUUUGUUUAAGCUGUUAAAUACAUACAUACUAGUACCUCUGCCUACAAAGAUUGACAUGUUAUGCUUGAUUUGAGGUUAUUGAAAUUAAAUUCUGAGUAUACAUUUCCUUGAAAUUAGUUCUUAAUUAUCUAGAGUGAACCUUUUUGGUGGUAGGAUGAAAGAUAGAUACAUUGAACUGUACAAAGAGCUGUGGUUUAAUUUAUUGGUGUCUAUGAAGUGUUGUGGUUCUUUAACCACAUUUUUUUUUUUUUUUCCAGGCUAUUCAAGAUCUCUGGCAGUGGAGGAAGUCUCUUUAAGAAAAUAGUUUAAACAGUUUGUUAAAAUUUUCCGUCUUCUUUCAUUUCUGUAACAGUUGAUAUCUGGCUGUCCUUUUUAUAAUGCAGAGUGAGAACUUUCCCUACCGUGUCUGAUAAAUGUUGUCCAGGUUCCAUUGCCAAGAAUGUGUUGUCCAAAAUGCCUGUUUAGUUUUUAAAGAUGGAACUCCACCCUUUGCUUGGUUUUAAGUAUGUAUGGAAUGUUAUGAUAGGACAUAGUAGUAGUGGUGGUCAGACAAAUGGAAAUGGUGGGGAGACAAAAAUAUACAUGUGAAAUAAACUCAGUAUUUUAAUAAAGUAGCACUGUUUCUCUUUC